Messenger RNA from Rotaria socialis, 207 nucleotides. NCBI's taxonomy places the organism in Eukaryota, Metazoa, Rotifera, Eurotatoria, Philodinida, Philodinidae. The record is from the annotation of a GenBank genome assembly.
AUGGCCAUAUCAAUACAAAAACACCAAUUGGCGUUUGAUAUUAUGAAAAUCACCUUGAAAAUGGAACAAAUGAUUGAACAUGCACCGAAUAGUAAGCUAUAUAACAUGUCAAAUGUCGACUACACAAGAUAUAUGGCUUUAAAUAAAAGAAAAUGCGAGAUGAUUGACGAACUGAAAACUUUGAUGAACAACGAUGGUGAUUUAUAA